This is a messenger RNA of Symbiodinium sp. CCMP2592, 3813 nucleotides long. Lineage: Eukaryota; Dinophyceae; Suessiales; Symbiodiniaceae. The record is from the annotation of a GenBank genome assembly.
AUGGCACCACUUCCACAUGUUUGUUUAAUCGCUUCACUGCCAGAGCAAACUGACUUCGCUGAGCCUCGGGCAACGGCGACCUCCGAGUUGGACUCCGAAGUGGAGUUCAAGCGCCGAGCUUUGCAGCUGGGAGUGACCCAGGCCAACAUAAAUGCGGUGGUGGCGGCUGGCUUCAAGACUUUCGGCCAGUACGCCUUCAGUAUCCCUUACCAAUCAGGAAGCGCUGAUGAGAGCCCUUUGGUUGAUCUCCUCACAACAUGCCUCACUCGCGAGCCGGAGGCGGGACAACUCUCCUGUCUCAAGCGCGGAGUCUCACGGCCUGGCUCUGCGAGAUCUUCGCCUUCGUCAGGAGCAUGGCGCCGAAUCGGUCAUGAAGAAAUUGCCGACCUCCGAGAGGAUGACCCGAUCGAGGCACAGCGCAAGCGAUUGAACGAGAUCACUUACGGGGCCCAGGAGACUUUCCAGGUCAAGCAGACCAAAACUUUCUCACUAGAUUCCGAUGGGCAGCUCCGUGUUGCCAAUAAAGGGGACGACAUCGAGUGUUCGACGGCCGGCGAGUGGAAGCUACUCAUGGCUCUCCAACGGAAAUCCCUUGCUAUGGAUUUGGCGAAGAUUUGGCCCACCAUUCUGAAUUCCUUGGACCAAGGCCCGGACAGCCCGGACAAGCCCGGACAGUCACGACGAUCAGCCCGGACAACAGUCCGGACAAGCCCACAGGAAGCCCGGACAGUCACGACGAUCAGCCCGGACAACAGCCUUACAAGCCCAUAUGAAGCCCGGACAGUCACGAAGAUCAGCCCGGGCAACAGCCCGGACAGCCCGGAAGAGGAAGCCCGGACAGUCACGACGAUCAGCCCGGACAACAGGCCGGGCAAGCCCACAGGAAGCCCGGACAAUCACGACGAUCUGCCCGGAAGUCCGGACAGUCACGACGACCAGUCCGGACAACAGUCCGGACAAGCCCACCGGAAGAUCAGCCCGGGCAACAGCCCGGACAGCCCGGACAAGCCCACAGGAAGCCCGGACAGUCACGACGAUCAGCCCGGUGGCUCACUUCGAGCCGGUGAUUGCGACCUCGACUUCAGUCGGGGUUCCUGGGCCUUCAAUGCUCGUGACGGCUGCCACGCUGUGGCGCCUUUUCAGGGUCGUCGGGUUAUGCUCAUAGCUUUCAGCACCAAGGGCGUUUGCGAUUCCGACUCUGAGGUGUUGUCUCAGCUCCAGUCCUGUGGUUUCGCCCUUCCCAGCGCUGAUGCUGCGAUGCCCGCGUCUCCAGUGGGCCCUCUGCCUGACAUCAGGAGCUCUGUCACUCAUGAGCCCCUGAAAGUGCUGAAGCCUUCCCGACUUGUUGUCCUCGACCUCUUCUACGGACGAGGUGUUGCAGCUCAGGCCCGAACGACAAUCCACUUGGCAAUACUUGCGGCCUUUGUUCUCGGCAAGGUGUAUGCGGAGAACCUUGCCGAAAAUCUGCGCUUGCAGGCGGCUGGUGAGGACUUACUUGUUUCCCCCCAAUCGGGGUUGCCAGAUGCUAAUCCUGCCGUGCACAAACAAGCUAAGCUCACCAAAAUGCAGCCGAUUAUGCCCGAGUUCAAGUACAUGGUCAGCGUGCACGUCGCUGAUUGCUCCCAGCUGCAGCUGGAUGACAAAAAGUGCCUGCAAACCGCUUUGCAGUCCGUUCCCAAGGGUGUUAGGCUCCUUAGGCUCGCUUUUCUUGGGGGUGGUUCUCUUAAGCCUAAGUCCCUCUCCCCUUCGUCGAGUACCCCUGCCACCGCCACGUUUGGCGUGUUUCGGACUCCUGAUGAGUUCGUUGCUGCCAGCUUGUGCCUCGAGCAUCCGUUCGACGCUUUUGCACACGUGCCUGAUGGUCUCAUCAGGAAUUUGGGGCGGCUGCUUAUCGACGGUCCCUUGCCCGUCAUGCGACGCCGGCUUGACCUACUUACCAAGUGGUCUGCGUGGGCCGAUGAACUGGCCGAGCCUGAGAGAGCUCUUCAUGCUUCGCUUGAUCCUAGAGUUGGUGCGGUCCUUUCUGGCAAGAAGUUGCUGUUGCUGGAUCGUAUUGCCAAAUCCCUUGCCUGGCCAGACGAGGAUCUUUUUAAGGACCUUAAGGAAGGGUUCGGCAUAGGGAUUUUCACGCCAUCCUUUAAGCCUUCGGAGUUCACUGAGGAAGAGCUUGAUCAAAGAGCGAAGUUCUUGCGACCGGCCCUGUGGGCCAAAAUCUCAUCUUCAAAAUCUGAGGAUUCCGAUGCCGAGCUUUGGAGCCAAACUCUUGCUGAGAGGGAUCAGAAGUCCUGGCUGAGCGGCCCAUAUAGCUACCAUGAGCUCAUUGAGAUUUUGGGUCCGCACUGGAUACCUGUACGGAGGUUCGCGAUUUUCCAACGAGGGAAGCUGAGGUGCAUUGACGAUUUGUCCGAGAACAGUGUCAACUCGUCCUGGGAAGUGGCAGAAAAGAUUGACAUGCGUGCGAUGGACGAAUUUCUUUGGAUAACAUCGAGGCUCAUGCAAUCCAUCGUUGAUCGAGGUUCUGUCAACCUUCGUCUUUCUUCUGGUGAAGUGAUCAGCGGAUCUUUGCAUACUGUGUGGCGCACGCGGCCUGAGUCCGCGCGCCCAGUCUUGAAGUGCGUGGAUUUGAAGUCUGCUUACAAACAGUAUGCUAUAAGGCCAUGUGACAGCAAGAGGUGUGUGGUCAGCCUCAGGCGGCCCUCCGACGGGCAAGCCGUCGGUUUCAUUUCACAUACCCUACCCUUCGGCUCGCUCGCGAGCGUGGGGCAGUUCAAUCGCGUUGCCCGCUUGAUUCACCGCAUCCUUAUUGAGCUGGAGUGCCUGGCCUGUAACUAUUAUGACGACUACCCAGUGCUCGAUGUGAGUAUGCUUUCGGCCAACACCGAGAAGACGAUCCGCAAGCUCAUGUGCCUCCUGGGCGUGAUCUGCUCAGAGGACAAGGAGUUGCCUUUUUCUUCGGUGGCCGAUCUCUUGGGGGUUCGCUUGGAUCUUAGGGCGAAGGACUUUUCUUGCGUCACUGUUGCCAACAAGCCUGACAGGGCUCGCGAAAUCUCCGAGUCGGUCGCUAAAGUCCUAUCGGAUGGCCAGGUGGUGGUCAGAGAAGUCGACAGCUUGUUUGGAAGGAUUCAAUAUGCCGAUUCCCAAAUCAUGGGCCGCAGGGGCAAACUGGCUUUGAGCACGCUUAGGAAGCUCUCGCGAGGCUCGGGCGUUCAUCGGCUUUCUCCUACUGAUCGCGAAGCCUUUGCUGUCUUGCAGAUGCGCAUGGAUGCUGGCGAGCCCAGGCGCAUACAGGUUGGUAGCUCUGGGCCUUCGCUUGUUGUUUACACUGAUGGCGCAUGUGAGCCUGGUGCUGCUCGAUCGCUCUGCACCGUUGGGGGAGUACUUUAUGCUUCUUGGAAUGGGGCUGUAAAGGUCCGAUAUUUCGGGGUCACGCUGAGUGACUCCCUGGUCGACCUAUGGGCCGAGAGCGGCAAGAAGCACCUGAUAGGGCUUGUUGAGUUGUAUGCUUUGGUGCUCGCGAGAUUCGUCUGGGGCCGACUCCUCGAUGAUCGAAGGGUGCUUUAUUUCAUCGAGCAUGUGGGAGUGCUCGCCGCUACCAUCAAUUGCACAUCUAGGGACGAGCUGUGGAGGGCUCUGCUUAUACAUCUUGAAAAGGCCGAUGCCAGGCCUUGCAUUGGGUGGUAUGCUCGUGUGCCUUCUCAGUCCAAUCCCGCUGAUCCCCCGUCGAGGGGCUGCUGGAUCUUUCCGAUGUGCGAACAUGCGAUCCGGGACCAUCUUGCUUGUUUUGCCACGGGCGAAUUACUGCGCUCGUCUUGA